Molecule: messenger RNA, 6731 nt
Organism: Ochlerotatus camptorhynchus
Lineage: Eukaryota; Metazoa; Arthropoda; Insecta; Diptera; Culicidae
Exons: 2
Coding region: 198-3983 (1261 amino acids)
Molecular function (GO): ATP hydrolysis activity; protein binding
Source: RefSeq, a predicted model, not a curated record
AAUUAAAAUUAUAAAAUGCACCAUAUUUUCGACUCGGUUGUAGUGCAGCCUCUUUGACGUGAUAUUAAUUUUAAUUUUUUGCUCCGCAGGAUCAUUGACGAGCCGGAUGCUGAUAAUUCGCUAAAUCUCCUAUAGCUGUUUCUUCAUAUCCGCGAUACACCCAGUACUGUAAUCGUAAAAUAAUAACAGGGAAAAUAAUGGAGCCCACCAAGGAACGAUUAAUCUAUGCAUGGGGUGGCAAUAUUGGCAAUCAUGGCAACAAAUACGAAGAAGAUUUAGCGUUGGUGCUGUUUGAGCGAGCAUCUUUCGGGAAGUCAGCAUUCAAACUUGCUUCAGAAAUGAAGGACGCUGGAAAAUUUGACGACGUAGUCAUAAUUUUCGAAGAACAGGAGGAAAUCUGGUUAAUCCAAACCAAACACAAAGGCAGCUCAGGUGAUACAAAACCAUUAUCGUUCGACAAUUUUUUUCCGAAGAUGUUCAAGGAGAAUAAAGAUUUUGCUCUUGUGCAGUACAUACAGUCAUAUUUAGAUGUCAUUCAAAAAGAUAAAUUCAAGAAGUAUAAGCAACGAUUUUUUAUCUUAACCAAUAGAUCAUUAGACGUUAGCGAUGAACAGCUUAAGAAGUUGGUGAACAUCGAGAUCUGUGAACAAAGUGAAGUGAACCCAAUAAUGAAGUUAGCUAAAUCCGACAAUUGCUACAUAAGAUUCAGACCAAAAGAGGAUAACAUUGAAGAAUUACUGAAUUUGCUGAACACCGAAAUAACUGCCAUAAGGGAUGCAAUCAUUGAACUCUUCAAAAGUGGAAAAGCUUCGGACUUACUGACGAAGUACAAAACACCAAUGCAGAAGAUCCUGACAGUUUUAGCUAAAAAUCCAAAUAAUGAUAACUCAAACAGCCAGGUCGAUACCACCCAUCAAUGGUUGUACAAUGAGCUAUUAAAUAAGAUUGAUAGAGAAGCAACGGUAAACAUAAUAAAAAAUAAAGCGUAUCAAGAUCUGAUGAAAGGUAAAUCUAGGGACACACAACUACCUCCAUAUAUAAAUGAAGAACGCGUGAACAAGUUCUUUCAGCAUCUAACUUUCUGUAUAGACCAACCAAGUGAUCUAAUGACAACCGUCAAGGAUCAUCUUCGCUCAUGGAUGAGAACUUGGAUUCCACCGGACGAUCUUGGCAAAGCACAAUUAGAGCUGCCUUUCUUUAAAUUUUAUCAAUGUUUUAAAGAUUGGAUCAAUCUUAGUAGUAACAAGCAUACACAAAAGAUUUACUUAACUGAAGCCGAGGGACGUAAGUGUGUCAAAGACAUAACGGAAGAAUUGAGUCAUAAUUUAUCACAACGUGAAAGCUCGUACAUAGAAAGAAAAUUAAUUGAUAACAGUCAUAUUGUUAGCGACCAUGAUUUCAUCAAACGAUUAAUAUACGACCAAGAAGAGAGCCAAUUUUCUCUCUUAAUCGGAAAGCCUGGUAUUGGAAAAACAACUAUCCUCCAAUACAUUGCCUUCGAAGUUCAAAAGAAAUCCGAUAUUGAUGUGUUCUUGAUAUAUUUGAAUAGCUUACAGGAAAUGCUCAAAACGGGCUGUGAAAACUUAGAAACAGUUUACACAAUUCUUAAACCGACUCUUUCAAAAACAAGCAUGACAAUAUUGAAAAACAAUCUAGAAAGCAACGCAAAUCGGUCUAUAAUCAUGUUUGAUGGGUUCGAUGAGAUCACUUUUCAUGACGAGGCAAUCGCCAUGUUUAAGCAAAUAUUGUCAAAGAAGAAUAUUCGAGUAAUUGUAAGCGGAAGAUAUCAUGUCAAAGGUAUUCUUGAAACAGCUUUUGGAGCAGGGGCAAUCAGAUUGAUUCCAUUUGAAAAAGAUGAACAAAUGAUGUUAUUGAAAAAUUCAUGGAAAACUUCCGAUGAUUCAGAGGAAUUUAAAAAUUAUUCAACUAAAUUGUUCGAAAAUUUCUGCUCGGAUAUAACAAGCUAUGAGUUUAAAUUCUUUGGGAUUUCCCUUAUGAUUCGAUUGUUGGCGGAAGCAUAUUCUGAUGAUUUCCAACAAUAUGUAAAUACUGUUCCAGAUCAACGCGUACAAAAUAUUUUCCCGACAGAAAAAUUUAAUGUUGUCUCAUUGUUUAAAAAGAUUGUGCAGUUUUCGUUUCAAAUCAAAUGCAAGAAAAAUAGAUCCCAAGAUGCUUACCGAAAUAUUGACAUGCAAAGUGAUGAAGAAGAGAACCGUCAGUUAAAAUACUUUAUUUUUGAGCAUCAAAUAGCUGCCUGGAAUCAGAUUUUAAGGUAUAACCAUGAAGAAGUAAUCACAUCGGGUGAACACGAAACAAUUUACAAUGACCUUCAAAAUCGAAUCAAAAACGGAAAAGAGAACUCUCCUCUAUUUAAUAUUUCCUAUGGCAAUCUUAGGUUCAUACACUUAUCAUAUGCCGAAUUUUUUGCUGCAAUGUAUAUAUAUGAUUAUAUCAAAAAAUGCAAAGCAAUUUUGUACGAAACACUUGUUGAUCAUGAAACAGUUCGAAGAUUUUUUUUUAAGCUUACUGAAGAACAGUAUUCAGAACAAUCAGAGCAAAUGAUUGUUCUGAGCGAUAUUUGUAAAGAUAAAUCUAAGGUUGCAUUCUGGGCAUGUGAAUCAAGUUCAGUAAAAGUAGUAAAGGAACUACUACAAAAGAAUGAUUUCAAAACUAGAAAACACGAAAAAUAUGGAUCGUUAUUACACACUGCGACGUAUGCUGGUAAUUCUGAGCUGGUUUUAUUUCUACUUGAUUAUGGCAUAGAUGCUAAUCUGAUCGCCAACUUUGAGAUAUUUCAAGGUUAUGAUAAACACCUCAAUACAAGUCCUCUGCACAUUGCAAGUAAAAAUGGACAUCUUGAAAUUGCUAAAUUUCUUCUCGAUAGAUCCGCAAAUGUGGAUCUUCAGGAUGAAAAUAACAGAACACCUCUCCACUAUGCUAGUGCAAAUGGGCAUUUAGAAAUUGUUAAACUUCUCCUCGAUAGAUCUGCAUGUGUAGAUCUUCAGGAUAAAAAUAAAAGAACUUCUCUCCACUAUGCAAGUGAAAAUGGGCAUUUUGGAAUUGCUAAACUUCUCCUUGAUAAACCUGCAAAUGUGGAUCUUCAGGAUAAAAAGAAUAGAACAACUCUCCAUUAUGCAAGUAAAAAUGGGCAUCUUGAAAUUGUUAAACUUCUCCUGGAUAGAUCUGCAACUGUGGAUCUUCAGGAUGAAAAUAAUAGAACAUCUCUCCUCUAUGCAAGUAAAAAUGGACAUUUAGAAAUUGCUAAACUUCUCCUCUAUAGAUCUGCCAACGUAGAUCAUCAGGAUGAAAAAAAUAAAACACCUCUCCACUAUGCAAGUAAAAAUGGACAUUUAGAAAUUGCUGAACUUCUCCUCGAUAGAUUUGCAAAUGUGGAUCUUCAGGAUGAAAAAAAUAGAACACCUCUCCACUAUGCAAGUAAAAAUGGACAUUUAGAAAUUGCUAAACUUCUCCUCGAUAGAUCUGCAAAUGUGGAUCUUCAGGAUGAAAAUAAUAGAACGCCUCUCCACUAUGCAAGUGAAAAUGGGCAUUUAGAAUUGGCUGAACUUCUCCUCGAUGAAAAUAAGAGAACACCUCUCCACUAUGCAAGUGAAAAUGGGCAUUUAAAAAUUGGUAAACUUCUCCUCGAUAGAUCUGCAAAUGUGGAUCAUCAGGAUGAAAAUAAUAGAACCCCUCUCCACAAUGCAAGUGAAAACGGGCAUUUAAAAAUUGCUAAACUUUUCCUCUAUAGAUCUGCAAAUGUGGAUCUUCAGGAUGAAAAUAAUAAAACACCUCUCCACCAUGCAAGUGAAAAUGGGCAUUUAAGAAUUGCUAAACUUCUCCUCGAUAGAUCUGCAAAUGUGGAUCUUCAGGAUGAAAAUAAUAAAACACCUCUCCACCAUGCAAGUGAAAAUGGGCAUUUAGAAUUGGCUAAACUUCUCCUUGAUAGAUCUGCAAAUGUGGAUCUUCAGGAUGAAAAAAAAUAGAACACCUCUCCACUAUGCAAGUGAAAAUGGGCAUUUAGAAUUGGCUAAACUUCUCCUCGAUAGAUUUGCAAAUGUGGAUCUUCAGGAUGAAAAUAAUAAAACACCUCUCCACCAUGCAAGUGAAAAUGGGCAUUUAAGAAUUGCUAAACUUCUCCUCGAUAGAUCUGCAAAUGUGGAUCUUCAGGAUGAAAAUAAUAGAACGCCUCUCCACUAUGCUUGUGAAAAUGGGCAUUUAGAAAUUGCUAAACUUUUCCUCGAUAGAAAACUUUUGUUUUUGUUUGUUUUUGUUUUUUUUCUUUUAUUCUUUUUUUUUGUUGAGGUUUGAUCUAGACGGUUUAUUUUUAAGAUAAUUAAAUAUGACAAUUUUACCAGGUUUGCAAAAAAAACUAACUGGUUACAAUUACAGAUUUAAAUUCCUCUAGAGUUUAAAGUUGCUUCACAGCGAUAUAAAUGUGGAAAAGCUCAGGCGUCCACCUCUUAGUUUGCCGUUUUGAUCACCUGAAAUAUUCAUUGUAAUACAGCAAUCAAGAGUUAAUGAACAAUCAACAAAGCAUCCUAUUACACUAGCAACCCCGCAAUCUGAUGCUUUUAUAAUUUUCAGGAAUGUCAGGAAUGCUCACGAACCCCUGACAUUCAGCGAGAAAGCUUACUCGAGGUAUCUUUCAAAUGAGCUUUUUUUUUCCUUUAUUUGUUUUACGUCGAUCUUGUUUUCCGUGCUGAGCACCAAUGCUACCGACGUGCCAGGAAGGCAGCUCCCACACCUGGACCCUACCUAUCGACCCAUCAACUCAUGAACUGGGGACCAACGGCUUUACUUCCCUUCCGAAGGAAGGCGUGAUCAGAGAUGUUAUGCCUCAGAACAUCCCGGCGGCGCCGACUGGGAUUGAACCCAGGCCUGCUGGGGUGAGAUGUAAUCACGCUUACCACUACACCACCGGUGCCGAUGCAAAUGAGCUUGAAAGUUGCAUUUUUUUUAAAUGAGCUAGAAAGUUGCAUUUUUUGAUGAAAUGAUAAAUUAAGUCCUCUAUAUCCAUAAUAUGCACGCGAGGCUCAAACCUUUGAAGACUACUCGAAAACGAACCAGCGUUUGGCUGAAAGUCUUCUUAAUAAAUAUAAGUAACUAACUAACUUGUAGACAAUUUUUAUUUCUAAUCUACUACUAUUGCAUCAAUCAUAAAAAAAAUGGUUUUUGAAGUACUACAAUAAUUAUUAAAAAGUCAUUAUGACAGCUAUCCAUAUAAAAAAAAAAUCGUUAGAGAUAACUUCGUCAAGCUGCAUUAUUUGUCAAAAAAUCACUGGAUAACACUGUUUAAAAGACAGUUUCAAAGUGUGAAAUGCAGUAUCUUUUAAAUUCUAUAAGUGUUGCUGAACGUUUGAUAUAUCUAUUUAGGCAUCGAAUUGAACACAUUUAUUCCUUUAUAAUACAAUGAAUUUUGUGGAGCACAAGUCAAGAAAUGUGGUGUUCUUAUUUCAACCGCGUUUCUAGUAUUAUAUCUAUGAAAGUCACUUCCUCUUUCAAUUCGAUCACACAAAUAUCGAGGUAGCAAACCGUUACCGCGGAAUUACCAUAAAUUUUGUUUUAUUUGUAUUCAAUUUCAACUGCUUAUACUUCAACCAUCUACGUAGAGAACGCAAAUCUUCAUUCAAGUGUAAAUCGGCAUCAUCUAAAUCCUUAGCUGCAAUGAAUAACACAGUAUCAUCUGCAAUAAGAUUAAUGUCUCAAAAUCGUAAGACACGUUGCAAGUCAUUAAUAUACAUAAUAAAUAACAGGGGCCCUAAUACACUUCCCUGGGGCACUCCAAGGUUAUUCUCCACGGGACUGGAAGCAGAAUCAUUAAAAACAGUCCGUUGAGCUCUGUCAGACAAAUAGCUUUCAAACCAUUUAUAUGCGGUACUCGUAAUUCCAAAGCGCUUGAUUGAUCUUAUCAAUAAGGGCCUAGAAAUUGUUUCAAAAGCGCGUUAAAGAUCCAAAAAACAGCAACAAUCGUAUCUUUACACUCCAAAUUAUUUUUCCACUUCGCUAAUACCAAAUUCAACGCGGUUUCACAAGAAUGACCUUCCCGAUAUCCCGAUUGUUCUGGUAUCAACAAACUAUUACUAUUUAAAUACUCCAACAGCUGGCCUUUAACAAAAAGUUCUAAAAUUUUCUCUAAUGUGUGCAACAUGUUGAUGGGACGAAACUCUUCGGCUUUAAUCGUUUCAGCAACUUUUUGAAUAGGAACCACUAAGAAUUCCAUUCAAAUUUGUGGCACAUGUUCAGAAAGAUGUGGCCAAUGACAUGAAAGCAAUCUUGUAUAACUCUAGCAUUAACAUUAUCUACUCCAGCCGAUUUUCCUAAUGAAAAACAAAUAACUCUAAGUUCAUCUAAUGUGAUUGGGUGAAAAACUUCAAAUCUACAACUUCUAUUCACUGGCUGUUUAAUUUCGUCAGGUUCAUCGACCAAUUCAAUGGAUUGAUUAAUCAAUGAAACACUGUCUACAAAAUAAUCAUUAAACUUAGCUGCAAUUACUUGUUCUGACUGUUCUAAUGUGCCAUUAAAAGUUAUGGACCGCGACUUGCAAUUACUAGGUUUUAAUAAAGAUUUAAAAAAAUUCCAUAACUCUUUGCUGUUGUUUUGUUACUGAUCAAUCUUCAUUUGAACAUAUUCACAACGAGUUUUCUUUAUUGAUUGUGAAUACUUAUUACGCGCGAUUGUGUUCCUAUUCCAAUGAUUGUCAUUAUUUGAUCUAUAAAACUUUUUGUACCAUU